This is a messenger RNA of Sabethes cyaneus, 1239 nucleotides long. Its product is annotated as arrestin domain-containing protein 3-like. Gene Ontology annotation, biological process: protein transport. Gene Ontology annotation, cellular component: cytoplasm. Lineage: Eukaryota; Metazoa; Arthropoda; Insecta; Diptera; Culicidae. The coding region runs from base 1 to 1239 and encodes 412 amino acids. The record is from RefSeq and is a predicted model, not a curated record. The transcript is spliced from 3 exons.
AUGUCAACCUGCUGUGAGAUAAAGUUCGACGAAAACCCCUACGGUGUGUACUUUCCCGGUCAAACACUGUCCGGCAGUGUAGAGCUGUGCCUAGCGGAUGUUACGAAAGUGAAAGGUGUUGCCCUACGAAUCAACGGCGUUGCCGAGGUGCGAUGGUCCGAGACACAUGGAGUCGGUAAAAAUCGACGGACCGUCGUCUACCGUGGUCGGCAGGAUUACAUGCAUUCCACCACCUAUCUAGCCGGUUCCAAAGAGGGAAACUCCAUUGAACUGCUGCCGGGAAUCCACACGUAUCGUUUUUCCUGCGCUCUACCACCCAAUCUAGUGACUUCUCUUGAGGCAGAAUACGGUCACGUACGGUACACUGUGAAAGUGAUCCUGGAGCGAUCGUGGAAAUUGGACCAAUCCUAUAAGGUAGCAUUCACGGUUCUACGGCAUGUUGACCUAAACCACGAGUACGACAUUCGUCUCCCGCUGAAAAUGGACAAAGCCAAAACGUUCCUCUGUGGACCAUGCAGUUCGGAACCGAUGCACAUAUCGGCACAAGUUCCGAUCACUGGAUUCGUGCCCGGCCAAACGAUUGUGGUGAAAAUCGAUGUUGACAAUCAAAGUAGAAAGGACCUCGACGGGAUUGCCACCAUGCUGGUGCGAACGGUAUCAUUUAUCAGUCAAACGCCGCAUUCGAAAAUACGAGAAGUUCCAUCGGUCAUAGCCAAAUGCCGAUGCGCUGGAGUAAAACGACGAAGUCAGGGAUCGUACGAGCAGCAUCUGCUCAUACCUGCCAUGCCGCCAACCAGUAGAACAUGUCAGGUCCUGACCGUCAACUACAGUGUCGUAGUCGAAGGAAAAAUAUCGGGUCCUGCCAUCAACCCAAGGAUACAGAUUCCCAUCACGCUGGGAACGAUUCCACUUUCCAUGAGUGCCAUUCCUAGAUUCGGUGAUACGGUGAACGUUAUUUCGCAACAACCAAUGGCUGGCAGUUCCACAGAGGACACAGUGACUAAUCCUGCUUUUCCGUCCGAAUUACCACCACCCUCGUACGAGGAAGUGAUUAAUGCUGACCGAACCAACAUCCAGGACGAAGAUGAAACCAACGAAAUAGGUUGGCGUGACUUUAGCCCUCGCUAUAUGGUCUAUAGGUUCAAUAGCGAUGUGGAUGCGACGCAUCCACCGGAAACGCCGCCCAAUGCAACCGAUGAUAUGAAGAAGCUCGAGGAAAAGUCUCUGCCGGAGAAAUGA